AUGGAUGACAAACACGAAAAUUCUCCCGAUGAGAACAACGGGGUUAUUAGCCUCAGCAACAGCCCGGAGAGCACUAAUGAAGCCGAUGCGAAGGGCCCUCAUGUGUGGCUUGUCGGCGGCGGUAUUGCAUCUCUUGCCGCCGCGGUCUUUCUGAUCGAAGAUGCAAAGGUCCCCGGGGAUCAUAUCCACAUUCUUGAGGCGUCGGCGAAAGCUGGUGGAUCAAUGGCGACGUUCUCGAAGCCAUCAUGGGACACAGGGUAUCGAGUAUCUGCGAUUCGAAAAAUGAGCCUUACCUAUCAUUGUUUGUAUGGGAUGUUGGAAAAGGUACCGUCUGAUGUUGAGGGCGAGACACUCGCAGCCAAAUUACACCGGUUCAACCAAGCAAGGAGGAAACUCGGCGCAUCGGGAACGAGAUUAGUGAGGCAGGUCAUUGAUAACAAUGGGAUUGAGAAACCCGAAGCCGUUGAUGUGAGCACAAUGGGUUUGAGUGUCAAGAACCAGUGCGACUUGAUGAGAGUUGUUCUCGAAACGGAGGAGGAGCUGGAAGGCCUUGAGAUCCAGGCUUUGUUUGAACCCGAUUUCUUUGAGACGAACUUUUGGGAUUUAUGGUCGUCGCUCAAUCGGUUUCACCCUUGGUGUAGUGCUGUUGAGUUCAGGCGGUGUCUGCAUAGGAUGUUGCAUGAGUUUCCCAACAUGGGGACACUCUCUGGCGUGGAGCAGGCUCCCGAGGAGGACUUUGAGGCGAUCAUCAAGCCUUUAACGCAGUAUCUGAAGGCGAUGGAUGUUGAGUUUCGGCACGGCAUUCAGGUAAGCGGGUUGGAAAUGGAGGAUGUAGGUUCCGAUUUUCGAGUGUCGGCCCUGAAAACAUACCAAGACAACAAGCAUGUCUUGAUAACAACUGGCCCUGAUGACCUUGUACUUCUCACACUCGGAUCCCUGACAUCUGGAAUGGGAUACGGCACAAACGACCAACCGCCGCCGACGAUGGAGCUUCGCGAUUCAGCACCGCACGAGCUCGAUCCUUCAUGGACCUUCUGGGAUAGACUUGCGAUGGAUCGCCCCAAGACAUUUGGUAACCCUGAAGCAUUCUUCGACCGACCUUCGAAGUCAACAUGGCUCUCCUUCACAGUCACCCUUCGCGACCCAGCAUUCUUCGAGCACUUACGUACCUGGACCGGCACACUAACCGGAGCUGUACCAUUAAUAACCUUCCGCGACUGCCCCUGGAUGCUGUCCCUCACAAUUCCUCAACAACCCUAUGUCAGAGAUCAACCCUCCGACGUCUUCGUAUUCUGGGGUUAUGGCCUUUUCCCCGAUCAACAAGGCCGCUACGUUAGAAAACCCAUGCUCGAAUGUACUGGCGCCGAAAUCCUCACCGAGCUUCUUCACCUCAUGGCCUUCCCCCUCCAGCCCACCCUCGAGCGCUCCAUCACAAUUCCCUGCCUGAUGCCUUUGAUCGGAAGUCCAUUCCUGACACGAAAGAAGGGCGAUCGACCAAAGGUAAUACCCGAUGGGAGCAAGAACUUGGGCUUGAUGGGACAGUUUGUUGAGAUUGAGCGGGAGGUGACGUUUACGAUGGAGUACUCGGUUAGGUCGGCGCAGUUGGCUGUGUAUGGGCUUAUGGGAUUGGAUAAGAAACCGCCGGGGGUGAUGGGUGAGGAUCAUUCUGUAUUGACGUUGGGGAUGGCGUUGAAGACGAUGAUGACUUGA
Fusarium proliferatum ET1 is the source of this 1710-nucleotide messenger RNA. RefSeq lists its product as uncharacterized. The transcript is spliced from 2 exons. Gene Ontology annotation, molecular function: FAD binding; oleate hydratase activity. The record is from RefSeq and is a predicted model, not a curated record. The coding region runs from base 1 to 1710 and encodes 569 amino acids. Lineage: Eukaryota; Fungi; Ascomycota; Sordariomycetes; Hypocreales; Nectriaceae. Gene Ontology annotation, biological process: fatty acid metabolic process.